AUGAAAUAUCACCUUGCUCAUUUACAAGUUGUUUUUAACUUGCUUAAAUCUAAUGACUUUGUUGCCAAAAUUUCUAAAUGUGUUUUUGCAGUGAACACAGUUAAUUAUUUAAGUCAUGUGAUUUCUGUUGGAGGUGUUGCACCAGAUCCAGAAAAAGUGCAAGCAAUUUUGGAUUGGUCUGUUCCACGUUUACUCAUGGCACUCCGAGGAUUUUUGGGACUCAUCAAGUUUUACAGACGCUUUGUGCGCAAUUACGCCACUCUCGAUGCUCCACUCACCGAUUUGUUGCGCUCUAUUAAGUUUUUAUGGAGUACAGAGGCAACUUUGGCCUUUACAUAA
Lathyrus oleraceus (garden pea) is the source of this 339-nucleotide messenger RNA. RefSeq lists its product as uncharacterized. The coding region runs from base 1 to 339 and encodes 112 amino acids. The transcript has a single exon. The record is from RefSeq and is a predicted model, not a curated record. NCBI's taxonomy places the organism in Eukaryota, Viridiplantae, Streptophyta, Magnoliopsida, Fabales, Fabaceae.